Messenger RNA from Thrips palmi, 650 nucleotides. RefSeq lists its product as uncharacterized. Lineage: Eukaryota; Metazoa; Arthropoda; Insecta; Thysanoptera; Thripidae. The record is from RefSeq and is a predicted model, not a curated record. The transcript is spliced from 5 exons. The coding region runs from base 57 to 644 and encodes 195 amino acids.
CACCUCAAUGCGACGAUCCCACGACUAGGGCCGAAGGCGGGCGGCGAGACUUCUCCAUGCCACCGCUCGCUGCGAUCCUGUUGGCGCCCGCCCUCCUUUCCCUUGUCCAGAGCAAAACAAUCAAUUCCUUCGCAGGUCCGUAUAUCGUAUUCAGUCAUCGAUACAACCCAUGCCAAUCACAAGGGGUAUUCGUGGUACAUGCCCGAAUAAGUCACUUCAACCCCAAAAGACCUUACGACCUGCAGACGGCCACAGGAAAUAUAACAUUGAAAGAAGAUUUUAAGGACGGAUAUUGGGCAGCUGGUACUAUGGCCAUACGAUCUAAUAACCAAUGGAAAGAAAACGCUUUCGUUUUCAAUAUUCCACGCAAAGGGUGCUCGGUGAUUCGUGAGAACAUCCCUGACUUGUAUCGCCUUUUCGCGGAGGUGACCGGAGGGCCGGUAGCGGACAGGACGGCUCCUUGUGUUUUACCUAAGGGAACCUACUUUGUACCAGAGCCUCGUGCGGUGAACGUGACGUUAGCCAACAUUCCGAUUCUGCCGUACGGGCGCUACUGGUACCGGGGGACGUUAAGUCGAACGAGGAACAGCCCGAGUGCACUUGCGUGCGUAGAGUUCGACUGCGAAGUUAUUCCGAAACCAUGAGCUGCU